Molecule: messenger RNA, 879 nt
Organism: Danaus chrysippus (African queen)
Lineage: Eukaryota; Metazoa; Arthropoda; Insecta; Lepidoptera; Nymphalidae
Source: the annotation of a GenBank genome assembly
AUGGCAGCCGAAGUUCAAUCGCAAGUGUCGAUGAUAGAUCCGUCGCAGCUUCUACGCCCGGAGCCAACCUUUAACGACAAACCAAUAGAUGCUUUCCGCGACUACUCCGUAGACGAAAAUGACCCCAUUAAGGAACGAGUCCGCAAGACCUAUUAUGACAUGCACACCAAUGUUACCGUGGAACUCGUGAAACAAAAACGUGACAAGUGGCUGAAGUUCAAUCACUUCAAGUCAACGGUGAAGGACGCUCUCAUCAAACUGAACGAGCUUGUGGACGAGUCUGAUCCCGAUACAGACUUGCCGAACAUCGUACACGCGUUCCAGACCGCGGAGAGGAUCCGAAGCGAUCAUCCUGAUGAUGACUGGUUCCAGCUGACGGGACUUAUUCAUGACUUAGGAAAGGUCAUGGCGUUUUACGGCGAGCCGCAGUGGUGUGUCGUGGGAGAUACAUUCCCUGUGGGUUGUAAGUGGGCUGAUUCCAUCGUGUACGGACCUGAAAGCUUCAAGAAUAAUCCGGACACAUACAACCCUAAGUACAACACAAAAUAUGGCAUGUAUAAACCCAACUGUGGUUUGGAUAACCUGCUGAUAUCUUGGAGCCAUGAUGAGUAUCUUUAUCAGUUCCUGAAACACAACAAGUCUACUUUGCCUGAAAAGGGUCUGUACAUGAUCAGAUACCAUUCUCUGUACCCCUGGCACGCUGGUGGAGAUUACCGUCAUCUGACUAACGAGAAGGACGAAGAAAUUUUAAAAUGGGUGCUUGAAUUCAACAAAUACGACUUGUACACUAAAAGUGAGAAUGUGCCCGAUAUCGAAGCUCUGUGGCCGUAUUACGAGAAACUUAUUGAGAAAUAUAUUCCCGGAGUCUGUGAAUGGUAA